CCAAAAAUGAAAGGUAACCGCUACUGUCUGCUUUUCUUUUUCUGUUGGAGAGAUUAUUAAACUAGUUAAUGUUGUUAUAGAGUUCAUCACCUGAUUUUCUUAUUCUAAUAAGUUAAAGAUACUUAUGUGAAUGGAUUGAAUUUUUUGAGGCUGCUGGUGUCCCUGCCAAACUAAGGGAAACCUAUGCUGGAAUCUUUGUGGAACAUCGAAUUAACAAUUCAGUCCUUGCUGAUUUAGAUAAGGAUCACUUAAAAGAUAUGGGAAUCACAGUUAUUGGAGAUAUUAUUUCCAUAUUGAAGCAAUGCAAGAAGAUAAGACACGAAUUAUCAGCGGUGCCAGCUCCUGUCGUUACUUCAACUACGUCGAAAGAUUGUUCAUUAGAAAAUAAAGAAGCGGUGCCCAAAAGUGUUGGUGUUUUAGUUUCAGUGCGUCGUCGAAUGAAUCCUGAGGUUGAAGGCAAAUAUAUUGUUAAAAUGCCAAAGGGGACAACUUUAAAGACUCAGAAGAUACUUGCAUCCAUGAAGCAGAAGAAUAGUCCAAAGCCUAGUCAACCUGUAGUUGCUGAAGCCGCCAAAACUAAUGAACCUCCCGUAUCUUCUACCUUUGAAGACAGUGAUGCCGAUGAUUCUGAUAAUUAUCGUGUCAUCAUCUCUAAGUCAAAUACUCAUGGUUCUACAUCUAAUGAUUCAGUAUUCAGUCGUUUAGGCAAUUCUCUAAAUAGAGAGGAUUCACCUACAAGCGUGCUCAUAAAAAGAACAGACCCAUCUACCACAAUGCAACGCUUUAUUCGUUGGAAUUUAAAUGAAAACAGUCUUACACCACCUUUUCGUCCAUCGGCAUCUGUUUCGGAAACUGUUAUGAACUCAUCAGAGGAUUCGUUGAAUUUUAAAGUUGUUAAACAAGUUGGUGGCCUUACAAAAGUACAUGAUCAGUCUACUAAAUUGAAAACACCUCUUAAACGACAUGCUUCUGAUACCGUAUUCAGUCGUUUGAGUACACCAUCUACCGCUAUAAAACCAAGUGAUCAACUUCCCUACCAAGGUAUUUUUAAGAAGUCACGAACGCAACCUCCUAAAUUUAACAAUGAAUCAAUUUCGCCAUGUUCUCUAAAUAACUUUCUUUCGCCAUAUACUGAAGGCGUACUUAGCCAAAGUCGUGUGCAGAAAACUUCUGUAAAAAACCGUUUAGGUAACAGACAGGGGAAGUUUAAUGCUCCAGUUCAUUCUAGACUUGGUCGAGCAUCUAAUCCGUUGUGAAUAAUUUGGUUUAUUUAAUUUUUUCAUUGGAGUUGGUGUAUAUAUACAUAAAUAUAUUCUACAUAGCAUAAAAUAUACUUUUAUUUAUUCA
Schistosoma turkestanicum is the source of this 1347-nucleotide messenger RNA. The record is from the annotation of a GenBank genome assembly. NCBI's taxonomy places the organism in Eukaryota, Metazoa, Platyhelminthes, Trematoda, Strigeidida, Schistosomatidae.